GACAAAAUCGGAAAAUAUUCUCAAAAGCAGUAAAUACGUGAUCUCAAGCCAUUGCCACUAGGGUUUCGGGAGAAGAUCAAAUCGGAAACUUCAAAGGAGGAGAGAUCGAUGAAGAGGCUACUUUACUUCUCCCUCUUCUCCAAAGCCGUGUCUUCCCCUCGUUUUCCUCUCUCCCACGACGCUGCCCUCCUCUUUGCCAUCUUACCUUACUCGGCCUCCGCCACUGCCGCCACUGCCGCCGCCGCCGCCGCAUCCACCACUGGGAAGCACAUGUUCAUGACCCAAUACCUCGUCGACUCAUGUGGUUUCGACCAGGAUAAGGCCACCGAGGCCUCGAAGCUUCUCAAGGGCAUUCAAUCCCGGCAGCAGCCCGACUCCGUCCUUGCUUUCCUCAAAAGUUACGGCUUCGAUGACGCAUCAGUAAAAAAGAUCCUACAUCACUCCCCCAAAUGUCUUCUUUUGGACGUAGAGAAGACACUUGCCCCAAAGUUCCGAGCUUUUGAAGAUCUUGGUUUCUCCCCAUCCGACAUCGUCCACCUCGUCCGAUCGAAUCCCGACACCACCAAAAUCAAACACGAACGCACUGUGCCUAGGAUCGAAUUUUGGCAAGGCCUUCUCGGAUCCAGGGAUGCGCUGGUGAAGUUGUUCAAGAGUAACAAUUGGGUUCUUGGGUACAGCAUCAAGAAGAGGAUCCAGCCCAACCUUGAGAUGCUUCGGGAAUGCGGCGUGGAUGGCCAAAAGCUCGACUUUAUCUUGCGCUUUCACCCAAUGUUCAUAUCGCAGAAAGCUGAUACCUUGAAGUCGUUGAUCAGUCGCGUGGAGGACUUGGGAGUGCCACAGACAUCCGGGAUGUUCCAUUGCACUCUGUGUGCACUGUUCGUGGUCCACCCAAAGAAAUUCAAGAUGCUAAUGGAUAUGUUCUGGAACUUUGGGUGGUCGCAGGGUGAUUUUGUUGCAGCAAUCCAAAAGGUUCCUAAUCUGCCGCGAAGGUCUUUGAAGCAUUUGCAGAGAAAAAUGGAGUUCUUGAUUAAUGAAGCUGGAUAUGCUUCUUCUUACAUCGCUGCACGUCCAGUACUAUUGACACUGAGCUUGGAGAGAAGGUUGAUUCCCAGACAUCGGAUCUUAGCAACCUUGAACUCUAGGGGGCACUGUGAAAGGAAUUACAAAGUGGCAACAUACAUGGUGGUUUCCGACGCCAAAUUCAUAGAGAAGUACAUCAUCGUCUAUAAGGACAGGUAUCCAGAUCUGAGUGAACUCUAUGCAAGCUUAAAGCACACAAUGGCUUCUGAUUAGGGACUUCAAUGAGGUAAAUCAGUUUUCCCCCUGCAAGUUAUGGUUCAUGCACUGUAUGACUUCUUUGUCAAACUCUAAAGCUAACAUUUAUGCCAACAAGCAUGAAUAUAAGAAUUUGAACAAUCAUGAUCUUGUUUUGCAUGUCAAUAUGCAUGAAGAUAAGAACAAUUUGCAGGAUUAUGAUCUUGAUUUUGCAUAUCAAUUGAGCUAAAAGAUCACUGAUUUGUCGCAUAUUAUGUUAGAUAAUUGUUAUUCUUGUAUUCAUGCAGCCCUUUAUGAACAUACAGAAAUUUUUCCUUGUUUGAGUAUUAGUUACCUAAUAUAUUUUUUAUAAAA
Molecule: messenger RNA, 1629 nt
Organism: Zingiber officinale
Lineage: Eukaryota; Viridiplantae; Streptophyta; Magnoliopsida; Zingiberales; Zingiberaceae
Product: transcription termination factor MTERF15, mitochondrial-like
Exons: 1
Coding region: 109-1293 (394 amino acids)
Biological process (GO): regulation of DNA-templated transcription; chloroplast organization
Cellular component (GO): chloroplast
Molecular function (GO): double-stranded DNA binding
Source: RefSeq, a predicted model, not a curated record